AUGCAACGUGCCGUGCUGCUGCUGCUGCUGCUGCUGGUCGCGGUCAGCUGUUGCUGGACGGUACAGCCGGUGGCCGGUGCGCUCGGUGGCUGUAGCUACGGUUACACCAGCAAAAGUAUCGCCCAGGCCUACCUGGAGUGUCUGCAGUACCUGAACGUUUCACGCCAACCACUCGCAACGUACGAUGAGACGGACACCGGUGCGGCGGGUAACUGUUUGGUGCGCUGCAUCGGUUUAACCACUCGCUGGUGGGACGAUGAGCGGGGAAUCUUGGAGCCCGCGUUGUUACGUCACUUCCGCAACACCGAGGUCGGGCUGCUCGAACAGGCAAGGCAGUGCGUCGGAUCGUUGACCGGCACCGAUCGGUGCCAGGGUGCUUACCGGUCGUUCCGGUGCUACGCCGAUCUACUCGGUGAGCUGGUGGCACAUCCCCGGUUUCUACCACCCCGGACCGGCGAGCUGCUCGGUGCGGUCAGCGAGUGUGCCGAGUUGUUGCAGCUCUCGGGCCAACGGGUCGCACGCUAUGUCACCAGCACUUUCCUGCGGGAUGGCCCCGGGACGCGGUUACUGCGCUGCAUCGUCCUGCAGCUCGGUCUCUACUCCGACAGCAAGGGAGUGUUGAGCGAGCGGUUGGCUUUGUUGCCCGGUGUGACCAACGAACCGGACACCGGCAGCCCGCUCAAGGCGAAACAGUGCGAGGCGAGCGUCCGGGAUCUCGGGGUCGAUGUGUGCCGGCUGGCAGCGCACUCGAUCGAACAGUGCUACGGUCGGGAAGCGUUCGGUGAGCUGUGGCCCCUGAUGAUGCACCGGUACGCGCCGGAUGGUGUGGCGCAGCAGUACGUGCAGGGGCCGACGCUGCCCGAUAACACCACGCCACAGGCAGCAGCACCCGUGCGGUCAAAGCUGGUGUUCUUGCGGAAGCAUGACGAGCGGGGUACGGCGGGCGGUGCCGUCCCGUUCGAGAUGGUGAUCGCCGACUCGGACUACCGGGAUAUCGCUCGGUUGCUCGAAAGCGAACCGAGCGUCGAGGGUGAGCCGGGAACGCCGGCAACUGCGGAGCUAGAGCUGGCCGAGACAGGCGAGUUGCCGGACGAAACCCACGGUAAGAAUGUGCUUCUAUGA
Anopheles aquasalis is the source of this 1122-nucleotide messenger RNA. Its product is annotated as general odorant-binding protein 45-like. The record is from RefSeq and is a predicted model, not a curated record. Gene Ontology annotation, biological process: sensory perception of smell. NCBI's taxonomy places the organism in Eukaryota, Metazoa, Arthropoda, Insecta, Diptera, Culicidae. Gene Ontology annotation, molecular function: odorant binding.